Molecule: messenger RNA, 2137 nt
Organism: Tribolium castaneum (red flour beetle)
Lineage: Eukaryota; Metazoa; Arthropoda; Insecta; Coleoptera; Tenebrionidae
Gene: Taf6
Product: TBP-associated factor 6
Exons: 5
Coding region: 263-2062 (599 amino acids)
Biological process (GO): RNA polymerase II preinitiation complex assembly; transcription initiation at RNA polymerase II promoter
Cellular component (GO): SAGA complex; transcription factor TFIID complex; SLIK (SAGA-like) complex
Molecular function (GO): transcription coactivator activity; protein heterodimerization activity; RNA polymerase II general transcription initiation factor activity
Source: RefSeq, a predicted model, not a curated record
CAAAUUUACAGGAACCUGCUUUCGGUCCGAUUGUUGUCAGUUUUUUUCGAACAAACAAUUGUUCGUUGUGAUUUUUUCUCCCCCACACGAUUAAAUCAAUUAAGUGCACUCUUCUUCAUGAUCCUUUAAUACUUUGGUUCUUUAAUGUUGUUGUUAUGCGGCAUGUGUUGGUGUUUUCGUCGUGCGUGCCACUCGAGUUGGCACCACUGGUAAACAAAACAAGCGCAUAUGCCAAUUUUUGGCCCCCUUUUUGCCUUGAAAAAUGUCCAAAAACGCUGAAAAUGACUUAUACGGAACGAAUUUAUCCGUCGAAUCUAUGAAGGUAAUAGCCGAAAGCAUCGGAAUUGGAAAUUUGCCCGACGACGCUGCAAAGGAACUAGCUGAAGACAUCUCAUUUAAACUGAAACACAUCAUUCAAGACGCUGCGAAGUUCGUCCACCAUGCCAAACGAACAAAACUGAUGCAGAGCGACAUUGACGCAGCCCUCAAAGCCAAAAACUUGGAGCCCCAGUACGGUUUCCAAUCGGCCGAAGGCCUCCCGUUCCGUUUUGCAUCAGGCGGCGGACGUGAGCUUCAUUUUAUUGAGGAGAAGGAGGUGGUUUUGAACGAUUUGUUGCAAAAUUUGAACGCCAAAGCACCACUUGAGGUGUCUUUGAGGUCCCAUUGGUUGUGCAUCGAUGGGGUGCAGCCCACAAUACCCGAAAAUCCGCCACCGGUGGCCAAAAACAUACAAAAAUUGGAGUCGGUUGAUCCUAUUAAUAAAAAACCAAACAAGGAAACAUCAGGGAAACCCACAACUGGAAAACAGAAAUUACGAAAUGUGGAAACUGUGCAAAUUAAACAAUUGGCCACGCAUGAAUUAUCAGUGGAGCAACAGUUGUAUUAUAAGGAAAUUACCGAGGCUUGUGUGGGGUCAGAUGAGGCACGGAGGGCCGAGGCUUUACAAAGUCUAGCCUCCGAUCCAGGGCUUCACGAAAUGUUGCCCCGCAUGUGCACUUUUAUCAUAGAGGGGGUCAGGGUGAACGUUGUACAAAAUAAUUUAGCGCUUCUUAUUUAUCUAAUGAGGAUGGUUAAGGCUCUCUUAGACAACCAAUCGUUGUACCUCGAAAAAUAUUUACACGAAUUAAUUCCGUCGGUAACAACCUGUAUUGUCUCGAAACAACUGUGCAUGCGCCCCGAGCUGGACAACCAUUGGGCGCUUCGCGACUUCGCCUCACGUCUCAUGUCCCAAAUUUGUAAAAACUUCAACACUAGCACGAACAACAUCCAGACCAGAAUUACCCGAAUGUUUACAAAUGCGCUCCAACAGGGCGAUAAAGUCCCACUUUCGUCCCUUUACGGUGCCCUUGAGGGGCUUUCAGAGCUAGGGGCGGAAGUAAUCAGAAUUUUUAUAUUACCGCGAUUAAAAUCAAUCGGAGCCCGAAUUGAAAUGCACCUUCAAGGACCAACUACUUCCAAUAUUGAUAAAAUCGCCUCGGAACAUAUUAAGCAAUUGCUAAUUAAAGUUGUGGCUCCCGUAUUGAAAAAUUUGAAAAAUCCACCUGAUUAUGUAGAGGAGUAUAAGCAAGAGUUUGGGUAUUUGGGGCCCGCGUUACACGCAGCUGUGGUGAAAGCAAGGACACAACCGACGCCUUCGACAACAACGGCCUGCAAUAUUUCGACGUCGUUGACGAACGUGGGGGCCACUAUUACGAGGACUGUGAGCCAGCCCUGCCAGAUUAUACAACAGAACACCGGCCCUCAGCGCACGAUCGUAAUGAACCAAUCAGGGCGAGUCGCUAACCAGAUAAACAACCAAAAAAUCUUAUUUGUGACACAACGUCCUCCAACCCCGGGAGGUUCCGUUCAACCAUCCUCUCAAUCGCAACAAAACACAGUCGUUAAAUUUGUCUCAAACACGAGCACAAUCAGUCAGCAAAAAAUGAUUACGACACAAAAGUUAAUCCAAGGAAAUCAACCACCGGUGGCAGUGGUUCAGAAAAGUACGUUUCAACAAAGCCAAUUGAAAAAAGCGGAUCAGAUGCAGCCUCCAACUGUCGACGAUUUGUCACAUUUAAUGUAAUAAACGUAGAGUAAGUGAUUUUGUAAAUGAAACUAAUGUAUUAUCAUGUUUGGAAAUAAAACUACGAGGAAGGAA